GAUUCGAUUUUUUUUUAUCCUCCGUGUUCAUCGCAAUAUGUUCGUUGUUUAUAUUUGUAAGCACAUCUCUAUAGUCUCUUAUUUUUUAUCACGGACGUGAAUAGUUUUUCUAAUCCAAUAAUUUAAAUAAAUUUUCUUAACCGUUAAUCAUUGUUCAGAUAGUUAUACAGUGUAGAGAUUUAGUCAAUGGAUACUGACUACAGUGUCUUGACCCUUAGCGAUGAAUCUUGUCGUACCUGUUUACAAAACAUUGCUGACACAAACUCCCUCGACGACGCAGUAGAAUACGACAAUGAUACUUUUGUUUUGAAUAGCUUAUUUAUGCAACUCCUACGUGCUACUAAUGUCCAAACACCGGCUCGCAAUCAAUGUGGGGGUCAAACGUUACCAAAUCGCAUCUGUGCAGAUUGUACCCUUAAACUUCUAAGUGCUUAUGAUUAUAUUUGUUUAGUGGAACGGUCAGAAACUUUGUUAAGGCAAUAUCAAAAGUCGUUUCCUACAAAAGUAAAAACAGAUGGAGAAUCGUUUGUUAUUACUGAGUUGAAAAAUGACACAACGAGUACUGAUGAUAGUCAAAAUGUUGAAGCAUUAGAGACAGAAUAUCUACUCGACGACUAUAAUAAUGAGGAAGCUGUUGCAGAUGUAGACAAUGAAAGAGGUGAUGACGAGGUUUCUAUUGAAAACAAAAAUGAAACUUAUGUGGACGAUGAGCUUCAAUUUGUAAAAUUUGAAGCGGUAAACAUUGAAGAUGUUACAGAACAAGCAGAACCGGUUAACAACAAGAAGAGGCAUAAAAGAACAUCCCAAAAUACUGGUAUUGUUGGGAAAAAGCAAGCACGAUACGCAAUCGGAUCUCGCCUUGGAACAUUUGUCACAACCAAUUGGCGCAAGUGUCCCCAAUGUGAACGAGUUUUCGCAAGAAAUGUUACGUUGGAAAAGCAUAUACAAACAGCACAUACUAAUGUGCCAGCGGAGUGUAUUGCUGCUAUUGCGCCUAAACCUACUGAGGACAAGCCAAUACAAUGUGAUCAUUGUCCACGUAUUUUUGCCCGACACUUUGCCUUGGAGCGACACCUUAGAGCUAUGCACCCGGCGACCACAAUUCCAAAUGACGCUGAAUCGAAUACAAAUCCAACUGACAGUGCAAAAACAAAAAAAACUUACAAGCGUGGAAUAUGCCCCCACUGCGGUCGUAGCUUCGCUCAAGCAAGCUUAGUGAUACAUAUACGCCGACAUACAGGUGAAAAGCCAUACCAAUGUGAUGAAUGUCAAAAGGGUUUUCCUCGUCGCCAAGAUUUAGUCGUACAUAAGAGACAACAUACCGGCGAAAGGCCACAUGUAUGCACUAUUUGUGGAAAAUCGUUUACUAGGCCAAAUAAAUUAUCGAGACAUAUGCGUAUACAUACGGGACUACGACCGUAUAAAUGUUCGGAAUGUCAUAAAUCGUUCACACAAUCGAAUGACCUGCGUAUUCAUAUGCGUCGACAUACUGGAGAAAAACCUUAUAAAUGCAAUAUUUGCAACGAGGCUUUUAUAAGCGGUACGGCACUCAAAACUCACCGCAUGGCAAAUAACCAUGCUGCACCACCUGAUGCCGAAAACGAUCCAUACGCAAAAUGUCGAUUAAAUAAAGCAAUUAAAAUUGAUGCUUGCGACUGAUUUGUGAUUUGCAUUAUUGUAUUUUAUCGAACAGCUAUCGGAAGGCAAAAUAUUUUAUAAAUAAUUAAUACUACGGUUGCAUGUUAAGGCAACAAUAAAAAAAACGCUCUUGAAGUAUGUAACAUAAUACAAUAGUUGUGAAUUUUUUAUUGUACUUUAUGGAUUGUUUACGUUGGAUUGACAUUGUAUCGGCUAACUAGGCACUAAGUGGUUAAUUCCAGAAGACGAUUUGAGACUUGCGUUGUAACACUCGGAUUUUCCGUUGAUUGCGAUAUAAAUCAUCAACUUUUUGACGAAGCGCAAAUUAUUGGACAACCAUCUGAUUUAUUGGCUCAAAACUUUAAGAAUUUUAUAAAUAAUGUUUAAAACAAAAGAUUUAGUUUUGAAGCAUGAU
Bactrocera oleae (olive fruit fly) is the source of this 2053-nucleotide messenger RNA. Its product is annotated as zinc finger protein Xfin. The record is from RefSeq and is a predicted model, not a curated record. Gene Ontology annotation, biological process: regulation of DNA-templated transcription. NCBI's taxonomy places the organism in Eukaryota, Metazoa, Arthropoda, Insecta, Diptera, Tephritidae. Gene Ontology annotation, molecular function: zinc ion binding; DNA-binding transcription factor activity, RNA polymerase II-specific; RNA polymerase II cis-regulatory region sequence-specific DNA binding. Gene Ontology annotation, cellular component: nucleus.